GGCAGAGUUCAGAGCAUAGUAUGCUGCCAGGACCAAGAACGAAAACAAGGGUGUGCCCGAGAGAAGAACGAACAGACCACAGAAAAAUAUGUUAUCUUCCAACUCACUUUUGUGAGCCUCUUUGUGGAAAAGUGGAAAUUUUAGCGCUUCAGCCCACUUCGGAAGCGGUAAUUAAUAGCGCAAAAAGUGUGUGAGCGUGCACCGAGUGUCGGAACGAUGAAGUGCGGGGCUUAAUUAGUGCCCGGGAAGGACCAUUCUGGAGGGCAUUUUCAUUGCGUUGACAUGUGAGUGGCCCCCGUGGGCAGGCAAGAAAAAAUCUCAAGUGAAAGAUGGCUUAAAUCAAGUGGGCGCUGCUCCUCUCCUGGAAUAGAUGAGAUUUCUACCCCUUCCACCACGUCCUCCUCCGACAGGCAGCCGUGCCGCGUCUCGGCUCUGAUCCGGAUCCUCUGUGGCAAGACCUGGCCACCCACUCCCCCAACGGAAGGAGCAGAGACGUCGUCGUUGUUCUUCUCGAGAGUUGUUCCUGCCAUCGAUGAUCGGAAAAAAGAUUGCAACACCAUCGAGACACGGCCAACUUCGAUUCCAGGAGGGAGACGAAAGAGAAGAAAAAAGUUAAAAUGUGUCAUACUUAUUCGCAGUUUGCAUAAUUCACCCCGCACAGGACACAGGAGGAUAAUAAUCGCGGUGUGAACGCACGCGUGUGUGCGUGUGAGUGUGAAGAGGUUGAAUCACCCACGACGGGGAGGGACGAGUGUUGUUUAGUGUUGGUGCGUGCGUGCGUGCGUGCGGGUUGUUCCGGGAGUUUGUUGACCAUCGACCAUCAUGCAAGGCUCAACACCACCGAUCAUGGGAUAUCCCGAGGAUGACGAUCAGUACAAGGUGCCGCUGAUCGCCAAGCUGUUGCACGCGCUACCUCAUUACAACAUCACGUUUCAUCGGAUCAACAACACGUUCCGACCAUCGAGCGAGGUCUACCUGGAGAGUCUGGGAAUCCUAGGAUCGAUACCGGCCGCGCUGUUAAUAGUGUCACUGUUCGGGUUGCUCCUGUACCUCCUGACACGAUGCUGUGACCGCAAACCACGGCCUGCCCAUUCCAUUACCAGCCUCAAAGUCACCCUCUCCAUCGUGACCGUAUUGUGCUGUGCCGCCAUCGGGUUGGGCCUGUACGGAAACGAUGAUCUGCACAACGGACUGUUGGAUGUGCUGCAGGCUGGCCGAAAGGUGGACAAUGUCGUUUCGUCGGUGCGCAAUCAAACGUACAUCCUGGAGAAUACACUAACCAUGAAGAUACAGCAGCAGCUUACCGAGCUGGAGGACAUCUUCGACAGCAAGACAAACAAUCAGACGGCUCUGUCUCAGCUACAACAGGCACUCGCGGUGACGAAAGGCAACGUGACCAUCGCGAAGAAUGCCGCCAACGACAUUCGGCGCCCGCUGUCCGGGCUGGUCAUAACGGACUUUUUAGCGAAAGGAGACCAAUGGGAGCUGAUUCGAUGGCCCGGGACGGUCGCUAUCCUCGCGCUUUUACUGGUUCUCUGCGCCGUGCUGCUGGUGGGCGUUGCCCGUCACUCACGCUGUGCGCUGAUUCUGUUUAGCGUUUGUGGGCUGCUGGCCGUAACCGGAAGCUGGCUCAUGUCCGGAAUAUACCUUUCGACUUCGGUGGCUGUCGGCGAUCUGUGUAACGAUCCCGCAGACUUCCUCGUUCACCAAGCACCGAACGAGCUUCCGGCGGAUAUUCUACUUUACUACACCCAGUGUGACGUGUCACGAUCGAAUCCAUUUACCCAGCGCCUCCGCGAAUCUCAGAAUGCCAUCAACAACGCUCGCAACGCAAUGGGCGUUGUAUCCAAAAUUGGGCCAGUACUCUUCAAGAAUGCUGGACUGGGUCCAAAGCUGGGCUCGGUGAAUGCCGAUAUUAAGCUGUGCGAAAGACUUCUCACGGGACUGACGGCGCUGGUUGAUUGCAAGACGGUGCACUACAGCUAUCUGAACGCAACGCGUGGUCUCUGCGAGGGAGGGCUGCUGGGCCUGGUGCUUAUGCUAAUCGCGAGCUUUAUGGCCGCAAUCCUGCUCACCGUUAUGGUGUGGGUUGAUUCGCACACGUGGAUUUAUAUUCGGAAGAGUCCACCAGUCAUUAGCGGAUCGCAAACUUUGGCCCACCCAGGACGUAACCCGAAGAACGAGUUAACUCCUCAGCAGCAGGCCCAUCUGCACCAUCACCAUGCUCAAACGAUGAUGCGGCCCGGUGGAACGCACACUCUCGGACGACUUCCAUCGCACAACAACAGCCCGACUCACAUGCACGGACCGAACAACGGCAAAUACGCCACCCUGAGCAAGCACUGCAAGACACUAGAUGCAAAUGACUUUUACUGA
Messenger RNA from Culex pipiens pallens (northern house mosquito), 2376 nucleotides. Its product is annotated as protein tweety. The record is from RefSeq and is a predicted model, not a curated record. Gene Ontology annotation, molecular function: volume-sensitive chloride channel activity; intracellularly calcium-gated chloride channel activity. The transcript has 6 exons. Gene Ontology annotation, cellular component: plasma membrane. NCBI's taxonomy places the organism in Eukaryota, Metazoa, Arthropoda, Insecta, Diptera, Culicidae. Bases 823 to 2376 code for a protein of 517 amino acids.